Dicentrarchus labrax (European seabass) is the source of this 2894-nucleotide messenger RNA. Its product is annotated as tripartite motif-containing protein 16. Gene Ontology annotation, molecular function: zinc ion binding; protein binding. Lineage: Eukaryota; Metazoa; Chordata; Actinopteri; Moronidae. The record is from RefSeq and is a predicted model, not a curated record. The coding region runs from base 236 to 1885 and encodes 549 amino acids. The transcript is spliced from 4 exons.
CACACUGAAGUUACUCUGCUGCACACUUCAACAGAAGAGGAGGUUACUCAGGGACGAAGCAUCACCUCAUCACUCUCAGGGUUAUUUCUCUGGAUUAUAAGAUCUGCAGUUUGAAGAUGUGUUCAACCAUCAUGUGAUGAAGAACUGACCGAUCUCAUUAACUGCAGAAACCAUUUCUGUUUACUUCAGGACGCUAACUAGUUGGAGUAUUAAGAACGUGCCACAGAGAGGUGAAAUGGCACAGAAAGGAGUUCAGCUGGAGAGGGAAAUUAUUUCUUGUUCGAUCUGUCUGGAUUUACUGAAGGAACCAGUGACUAUUCCCUGUGGACACAAUUACUGCAUGAACUGUAUUAAAACCUGCUGGGAUGAACAAGACGGGAAUACGGUUCACAGCUGCCCUCAGUGUAGGCAGACCUUCACACCGAGACCUGUCCUGAUGAAAAACAUCAUGUUAGCAGUUUUAGUGGAGGAACUGAAGAAGACUGGACUCCAAGCUGCUCCUGCUGAUCUCUGCUAUGCUGGACCUGAAGAUGUGUCCUGUGAUGUCUGCACUGGGAGAAAACUGAAAGCCUUCAAGUCCUGUCUGGUCUGUCUGAUCUCAUUCUGUGAGAAACACCUCCAGCCUCAUUAUGAUGCAGCUCCAUUAAAGAAACACAAGCUGGUGGACCCCUCCAAGAAGCUCCAGGAGAACAUCUGCUCUCGUCAUGAUGAGGUGAUGAAGAUGUUCUGCCGUACUGAUCAGCAGUGUAUCUGUUAUCUCUGCUCUGUGGAUGAACAUAAAGGCCACGACACAGUCUCAGCUGCAGCAGAAAGGAGUGAGAGGCAGAGAGAGCUCGAGGUGAGUCGACAAAACAUCCAGCAGAGAAUCCAGGACAGAGAGAAAGAUGUGAAGGAGCUUCAACAGGAGGUGGAGGCUAUCAAUCGCUCUGCUGAUAAAGCAGUGGAGGACAGUGAGAAGAUCUUCACUCAGCUGAUCAGUCUCAUCCAGAAAAGAAGCUCUGAUGUGAAGCAGCAGGUCAGAUCCCAGCAGGAAACUGAAGUGAGUCGAGUCAAAGAGCUUCAGGAGAAGCUGGAGCAGGAGAUCACUGAGCUGAAGAGGAAAGACGCUGAGAUGAAGAAGCUGUCACACACAGAGGACCACACCCAGUUUCUACACAACUACCCCUCACUGUCAGCACUCAGUGAAUCUACAUCCAGCAUCAAUAUCCGUCCUCUGAGGUACUUUGAGGAUGUGACAGCGGCUGUUUCAGAGCUCAGAGAUAAACUACAGGACGUUCUGAGAGAGAAAUGGACAAACGUCUCACUGACAGUGACUGAAGUGGAUGUUUUACUGCCACAACCAGAGCCCAAGACCAGAGCUGGAUUCUUACAAUAUUCACUUGAAAUUACACUGGAUCCAAACACAGCUCACACAAAGCUGUUAUUAUCUGAGGGGAACAGAAAAAUCACGAAUGAACCACAGUCUUACUGUAAUCACCCAGACAGGUUCACUUCAAGUAGGCAGGUCCUGAGUAGAGAGAGUCUGACUGGACGUUGUUACUGGGAGGUGGAGUGGAGGGCAGAAGAAAUUAAUAUUGCAGUUGCAUACAAGAAUAUCCGCAGAGAUCAGAGCUUUGGCCACAAUCUAGAAUCUUGGACAUUACAUUGUUACAAACAGAGUUAUACUUUUGAGCACAACUUUGUCCAAACUCCAGUCUCAGGUCCUCUGUCCUCCAGAGUUGGAGUGUAUCUGGAUCACAGUGCAGGUAUUUUGUCCUUCUACAGCAUCUCUGAAACCAUGACUCUCCUCCACAAAGUUCAGACCACAUUCACUCAGCCUCUCUAUGCUGGACUUGGUCUUUGCUACUGGUAUGGAGAAACGGCUGAGUUAAUUAAACUAAAAUAGUCAAUGGUUAUUUAAUGGGCAUUGGGUUAAAUUCCGUCAUUUAAUUUUAAACUUUUUUUCCCCCGUUUUUGUUGCUGAGACCUGAUUGACCAUUAUUGACGGUACUUUGACAUCUUCUCAUUAGUUGUUCUGUAAAUGUUUGUUCCUUUGGGUUAGUCUUUACCUUCCUGUGCCUGUGAAAAUUGGCAGCCAAUAUUAGGUCCAUGACGUAAAUAUAUGAUUCCUUACAUCUGAUUACAAGUGCUCCAUGUUAUUUCAUAAGAAUAAGAAGUCAGAGAAAUUUGAACCUAUAGCUUUGAAACUCACACUUCCAAUUACAAUCUGAGAACUGAUGUGAAUAACAUUUAUAAAGCGUAAACUCUUCUAAUCCAUCUUUCCCAUAUGACCUGAAUGCAGCAUCAUUGUUACAGGGUGUGAACACUCUGACAUAAUGUGAUAUUACAAAUAUUUAAAUCUCUCUUUGCUGAUGUUGUUUUCAGCUGCCAAAGGCUCAGUGAAUGUCUUUCUGCAGUGAACAUCACAGCAGGUUAACAAAAACUAAAAUGAAUGUGAAAACUGAUGCACAAAAGAAAACAAAGUAAUAAGAACUUCUUCUGUAGAAAAUGGCUGCGGUGACUAUGUGACAUUAGAUUGUUCAUACUGAUGCAUAUGUAAUGAAUGAAUAAGCAGCACUUUACAAUUGUAGCUGCUGGAGCGCUUACCUAUAUAACACCAGAUCCAUAGUCCUCACUUCUGUAACUAAACUAUGUUAUUUUUGCAUGCCUUCUUUAUCUGAGUCUUUAACAUAGCUUUUAUUAAACACUAUUGUUAUACCUGUAUAAUUGGUUUUAUUGUCAUUUUUAUCUUUGUAUUGGAAUUAAAACUAUAUAGAUUAGAGGUAGAACUGGGUAGAUUUACAUUCUGCCUUAUUGCAGUCUUGUCAAUCAUCUGUGAAGCACCAAACUGUACGAAAACUGUUAUAAACUAUAUAAAUAAAGUUUGACAGAUUGAUUGAAGAAAUGGUUUGAAA